AAAUAAAACAUCAAGUUUAGUUAUAUUUUUUUAAUUGCGUCUAUUUGUCCUUAAAUUUUGCUUUAUUAUGAUCUCGUUUAAAUUUUCUUUGUUAUUUUUCGUACUGUGAUUUGCAUUUUAUAUUACUUGUUUCUUGGUCAAAUGAGUGGGUUCCAAUUUUAGUUUCGAAGCCAAGUAUCAACAACAUAAACAAUUAAUGGAGUCUUCAGAUAAUAGCAAUAAACCUGAUAGUCCUCACAACGAUCUGAGCAGUGAAAAAAGUGAUAGCACUGAAAGUAACAGUGAUGAUAAUGUUGGUGCUGAUGGUAGUAAUAGCAGUUCACCAUCUGAAUAUGAAGAGGAAGGAUUCUUCGUUCAAAAUUAUACCAUCAAUCCUGAAUGGAAGGACAUUUCACCGGUAAUACCUGACCCAUACGAAGCCAAAGUACUUGGUAUACCAUAUACAAUCAAAUUCCGGGAAGCUCAUGAAUAUUUUAGGGCAAUAUUCAAGAAAAAUGAACUAUCUGAAAGAGCCCUAAAAUUAACUGAAGACUGUAUCUCUUGGAAUCCUGCUAAUUCAACUGUUUGGGUAUUCCGCAGAAAAUGUUUAUUAGCUUUGGGUAAAAAUUUAGUCGAGGAAUUAAAUUACCUAAAUGACAUAAUUGUUGACCAUUCUAAAAAUUAUCAAGUUUGGCAGCAUCGAAGAUGGAUUAUUGAGCUAUUAGCUGAUCCGCAGACAGAAAAAGACUUCACAGAUAGACUCUUUAAGCAAGAUGGCAAGAACUAUCAUGCUUGGCAAUAUCGUCAAUGGGUAAUUUCACAUUUCCAAUGGUGGGAUGGUGAACUGGAAUACACCGAGGAACUAAUAAAAGAAGAUUUACGGAACAAUUCCGCGUGGAAUCAUCGAUAUUUUGUGCUAAAACGUACAAAGCAGUUGCAAAAUAAUGAAAUCAUCGAAAAUGAAGUUGCCUUUGCGAUUGAAAAUAUUUUGAAAGUCCCAGAAAAUGAAAGUCCAUGGAACUAUUUAAGAGGCGUUUUAGCUGGUGUAGGUUUGAACAAAUUUCCCGAGAAAACUAAAGUGUUUGAAAAUGUCACAAGUGUACAUUGUUUUUCUUUUCGAAUCGACGCCAUGGAAGAGUUAUUGAGAGAUCAAGACAUGAAAGAUCAGAUGGUUGUUCAAAAGAUUCUGGAGUUAGUAGAAAAAUUAUCUACCGAAAUGGAUGUUAUCAGAUCUCAAUACUGGUUGUUUAUUGGAAGGACUAUUUCUGAGAAAUAUGGAACGAAAAAAGAUUAAUGAUAGAUUAAUCUUUGCCUUUUUUCACCUCAUUCUUUUCUUUGUGAUAUCUACUAUUUUUAAUCAGCAAAUCAGAAUUUCAAUCGAUUACAAGUUUUGAUUGUCUUCAUGUUUUUCAAUGCUUAUAUUGAACAUGUUUAACAUUGUCCUUAAC
This is a messenger RNA of Tetranychus urticae (two-spotted spider mite), 1427 nucleotides long. RefSeq names its product farnesyl transferase alpha (gene Fnta). Gene Ontology annotation, cellular component: CAAX-protein geranylgeranyltransferase complex; cytoplasm; protein farnesyltransferase complex. Gene Ontology annotation, biological process: protein geranylgeranylation; protein farnesylation. The record is from RefSeq and is a predicted model, not a curated record. Gene Ontology annotation, molecular function: CAAX-protein geranylgeranyltransferase activity; protein farnesyltransferase activity. NCBI's taxonomy places the organism in Eukaryota, Metazoa, Arthropoda, Arachnida, Trombidiformes, Tetranychidae.